Dinoponera quadriceps is the source of this 1742-nucleotide messenger RNA. It is a transcript of the gene Faf2, whose product is annotated as FAS-associated factor 2-A. The record is from RefSeq and is a predicted model, not a curated record. Gene Ontology annotation, cellular component: endoplasmic reticulum. Gene Ontology annotation, molecular function: ubiquitin binding. Lineage: Eukaryota; Metazoa; Arthropoda; Insecta; Hymenoptera; Formicidae. The transcript has 9 exons. The coding region runs from base 275 to 1579 and encodes 434 amino acids.
AAAAUGCCGAGUGUGACUGUCGCGCUUGCCGUCGUUCAGUACCUGCUGUGCAUGAAAGAGAACCUUGAAAUUACACGGUGAAAAGUCAUGACAUCGAAAACAUUGUGCACGUAGCGACGAAAUGAGGCAAAUCGUGUCGUGACGUUAAGGAACGUGUCUUGGUCGCCUGAGAAACGCUCCCAAGCUGAUGAGUUCAACGUAACUGUGCUCACGCGGCAGUAGACAGUUCCCAAAACAGUUCUCCAUCCACGAUUCAAGAAGAGGAAACGUUGUCAUGGCAGAUCUCGCCUUAGGAGAGCUCAGCAGCGAUCAGACUGAAAAAGUACUACAGUUUCAGGACCUCACCGGGAUCGAGGAUUUGUCAGUAUGCAGAGAUGUCUUACAGAGGCACAAUUGGAAUUUGGAAGUUGCAGUCCAGGAACAACUGAACUUGUAUGAAGGCAGACCAUCCAUGUAUGCGCAAGACUCGCGGUCCCGCCCACCGCAGGUUGUAGAUGACAGUAGUUCCAGAAUUUAUUUCAAUUAUCCCGGUAGCUCUGGCGGAGGCGGUGGUCUCUUGUCUUACAUUUUGUCCGUGUGUUACAACAUAGUGAGCAGUAUCCUACAGCUAGUUUUUGCAAUAUUUAGGACAAAUGUUAGACCUGUGUCCUCCGAUCCAGUGGAAGAUGUAGUCAACUUUAUUAGGUCUUACGAGGAGCGUUACGGUAACAUUCAUCCAGUAUUUUACCAGGGCUCCUAUAGCCAAGCUCUUUCGGAUGCAAAGCAAGAAUUAAGAUUUCUAUUGGUAUAUCUCCAUAAAGAUGAGGCACAAGACAUCGAUCAAUGGUGCAGAAAUACAUUGUGCGAUCCGGAAGUAAUUCGAUACAUAAACACGCACACUCUCUUUUGGGCGUGCAAUGUAAAAUCUGGAGAAGGCUACAAAGUCGCCGAAGCAUUGAAGUCGGGUUCUUAUCCUUUCUUAGCGCUGAUCGUAUUGAAAGACAACAGAAUGACGAUAGUCGGUCGAAUGGAAGGUGCACCAUCUUCCGCUGAUUUAACGUCACGUUUACAAACCAUCAUAGAACGUAAUGAAAUUAAUUUGAUCCAAGCACGCCGAGAAAGGGCAGAACGUAGCGCUGCGCAAUCGCUUCGACAACAACAGGAUCGUGCUUACGAGGAGUCGUUGCGCGCCGAUCAAGAAAAAGAUCGCAGGAGAGAAGAAGAGCGAAAAGCACGUGAGGAGCAAGAAGCCCGAGAAAAGGAAGAACUAAACGCGCAAGAACUUGAGAUUCAACGUAUACGACUUGAGAAAGAACUGACUGUUAGUAAAGUGCCCCUUGAACCAGAACCGUCAAAUCCUAAUGCGUGUCACCUUCAGAUCAAGCUUGGAGAAAGGACGAUGAAAAGAAGAUUUCUUAUGACUGACACGGUGGAGGACGUUUAUUAUUGGAUAUUUAGCCAACCAGAUUCCCCAGCAAGUUUCGAAAUAACAACAAGUUUUCCCAGAAGGAUUCUGUAUCCUUGUAGAGACAUUUUGACCCUGUUGGAUGUUGGUUUAACCCAUAGAGAGGUUCUUCACGUAAACGAUCUAGACGAUUAAUUUUGAUCGUUAAUUUAAAGAUACAGCAUUUUUCGAAUUUUGGUAUCAUUCCAUGAAAAAAAUGAUACUGUCAUGAGGGACACUUAUCAAGAAAUAUCGAUAUCGCAUUACGACAGCACAUACAUACGCUACACACAUACAUGUAUAUAUAUAAAAAUAAUAU